Chiloscyllium plagiosum (whitespotted bambooshark) is the source of this 3725-nucleotide messenger RNA. Its product is annotated as amine sulfotransferase-like. The record is from RefSeq and is a predicted model, not a curated record. Lineage: Eukaryota; Metazoa; Chordata; Chondrichthyes; Orectolobiformes; Hemiscylliidae. Gene Ontology annotation, molecular function: sulfotransferase activity.
GCAUUGUGAGAAGGUGGGUGGGUAACAAGAGGGGUUGAGCAGUGAUCAGGGACAGGAGGGAGUUGACUGCUGGGAGGGUGAUAGGAAGGGUAGACGGCAGGAGGGUGAGCAGCAGUUGAUGGGGAUCUGGAGUAAGGGAUUUGAUUUUAGCGCAUUUUUAUUUCCUGGGUGGAUGGCUGUGAAAAUUAUUUAAAGUGAUUGAAAACAAAAACAUAAAUUGCUGAAGAAACUCUGCAGGUCUGGCAGCAUCCGUGGAGAGAAAGCAGAGUUAAUGUUUUGGGACCAGCGACUCUUCUUCCACUGUUUCAUUCCAGAUUUCCAGCGUCCCGUAGUUCUUUGCUUAGUUUCAAUGUAAUUGGUUGCUUGAAAAACUUGUCACUCAUCACCGCAGUUCCUGUUGAGAGCGAAUACAGAAUAACGCAAUCAGUCUCCCAUGGAAAGAGUUACAGUGGUCGCCACCGAUAUCAACACAUCUGUCGGCAAGGCUUUCUUCCAAGUUGGCAACUAAACAGGAUUAGCUGCUGGUCACGACGGUUUGUGAGGCUAGAACUAUCUUAAUUCGAUGCAGUGCCUUCCAUUGCAGCCACAAAUGCUCCGGUUUUGCAUCCUCGCUCCAUUCUGAGGGAUUGGGGAAGCAAUGAAAUCAGAAGGCGAGCAGGCGGAUUCCUGAAAGUGCAGAUAGACGUUAAAUCGCCUGUUGGAAGAGGAACAGGCAAUUUCCAGGUGUCCAUUCUGCUUUCAUUGAGAAGGACCUCAAACAGGUUUUCCAGUUGCACAUCUCACUUGUUUGUGGAACAUUCCUGUGUACACAUUGGCUCCAGCUGUGCCUGUGUAAGGAAAAUUUCACAAUUCAGAAGGAAUCUUCGGAUUUGAAGUGCUUUGUAACGUGAUAAGAUUUCUCAACAGUGCAAGAAUGUCCAAGACAAACAAUUACUACUUUCAGUACAAAGGCUGUAACUUUGUUUCCACUAUCUACACGAAAGAACAUUUAGAACAACUGGAACAUUUUGAAAUAAAGGACACAGAUGUCUUUAUUGUGACGUACCCUAAAUCUGGUACGAUAUGGAUGCAGCAAAUAAUGAGUUUAAUUUAUUCUGAUGGUGACCCAGCUGCUGUACAAAACAAACCAGCAAUCGAACGUGUCCCUUGGAUUGAAGUACCAAACUCAAAUUUUCCAGCACGCCCAUCCCCUCGCCUGAGUGUGACACAUUUGCCCUAUCACCUAGUUCCAAAAGCCUUGAAGGAAAAGAAGGGAAAAAUUAUUUAUGUUGCACGGAAUCCUAAGGAUGUACUGGUGUCUUCCUAUUAUUUCCAUCAGCAUCUUGCCCUUUAUGAGUCACCAAAGGAUUUUCCAGACUUUCUAGAAAAAUUCCUUGAAGGCAGAGUGGAAUUCAGCUGCUGGUUUGACCAUAUCAGAGAGUGGUAUGCUCACAAGGAUGCAUUCAACUUUUUGUUCAUGACUUAUGAAGAGUUGAAGAAAGAUCUUAGAGCAUCAAUACAAAAAAUUUGCAACUUUGUUGGAAGACAGCUGGAUGAUGAAAAACUGGACAGCGUGUUAGAACACUGCAGGUUUGAUAUUAUGAAAAAGAAUCCAAUGGCCAACUAUGAAGGAAUUCCCAAAAGAUCCGAAGAAGGAACAUUCCUUCGGAAAGGUAAAAUUGGAGACUGGAAAAAUCACUUCACUGUGGCUCAAUCUGAAAUGUUUGAUAGAGUUUUCCAAGAAAAAAUGAAGGAUGUGCCUUUAAAGUUUAUCUGGGACAAUGAAUAAAUCAAAUGCAACAAUGAACAGUAUGUGAUAUUCUGGAAACAAAGGAAAAUGAGAACAAGAGAAUAUGUAUGUCUAAACAGUGUAUUUGUGGAGAAUUAUACUUAGAAGGGUAAAUUUAUACAUUUUAAAUACAGGCAAACAUUCAAUGUAUGAAAGUUUAGAUGCAAGCAAGCAUUAAGCAUUUGAUUACUAUUGAUCAAUCAAAUCCUGUGGAUUAGCAAAAAUUGAUAAUCUGGAUUUCUUGUGUUUUCUGGUUGUAGAAUAUGGUUCUAAAUUCUGCAUUGGAAAUAAUGAGACACAUACUCAAGAUUUUCAAUCAUUGUGCAAAACAUAGAACAGUGACAUAUUAUUUGCUUUAAAAAUUUAGAAUAUUGUCAUGUAUUUCUCAAAGUUCAGACCUGGGAAAAUUUAUGGAUUUCUGGAGCAUGCAUGUACUUGAUUUCUUUUGUAGUCUAACAAGUUUGGAUGUGCUAGUUUCUGAAGUUCUUUUCAAGUAGUUAGUUGUUUUAUUUUUCCAUGAAAAAGAUGUAUAAAUGUAGAUAUUCAGCUGUAAAAUUUAAAAAUUGAUCACUAUGAAAUGCUAAAUACAUUUACAUAGAAUUACAUUUACAGCACAGGAACAGGCCUUUCAGUCCAAUCUGGAAAAUGCUGGUGUUUGUGUUCCAUUCACGCCACCUCACAGCUAUCACCAUGCAUUCCAAAAAAAUAAUGGCACACUGUUAGAAAUUGAUUUCUCCUACUUCUCUCACAAAGCAUGAACACGGCCUCAGGGAAUGCUUUAAGGGGCCAGAAACAAUUUCCGCUGCUGCUGCAGAGCUUCCUUAUUCCUGAAUGGCCCCAGGGGCUCGGCAUUGCUCCCUUCGACGGAACUGUCCACUGCUGUCCUCAAAGAUUCCAACUACUCCACAGUCCUCUAUGGCCCUGUUGUUUCAAGUAAAACAAUCAGUUAAAAAUUCUGCCCCUGGUAUCUGCUUUAGCUUUACAGCUACCAAACGAUAAAGUGCUUAAUUGAUUAAGUUUCUGGUAAAUUGGAACGUCAUACACAUUGAUUAGAGGAAGACUCAUUGGUGGUUAUGAACGAGAGCUGAUUAGGCAUUAUUUGUUGAAAAUAAGCAUUCCCUUUGUCCAGAUAUAGUGCAAAUGCUAUCUGACACUGGUCAUCCCAGGCUGGAUGAAGUCCUGGCUCAGCUAUAGAUUGGCAAAAGCUUUUUCAGUAACAGUAAUUUGAAUGCUACUGAAUGCUAUAGAAUCACUAUUACAAGAGUGGUACUGAAAUGAUGAUGGCCCCAUGGUGAUGGAUGAAUUUGAUGAUUUUGGGGCUAAGAACACUGUUCCUGAGGAUCUUCUGUUGCAAUGCCCUGACUUGUGUCAUCUCUGGAAAGCUCCUGAGUGGAGCAAUCCUAGUUCCUUUGUCAGGUAUGACUCUAGCGACUGGAUGAUUUUCCCCUCUAGUCCCCAUGCAUUUACAUUUUGCCUGGGCACAGCUUUAUUCAUAAUAAGAUUGUUUAAUUAUAUUGGGAAUGGAUUUAUUUUGUUUGGAGUGGAGAGGAGUCAAACGAGCCAGGAUAUUGUCACAAAUGUUGUGAUUUGGUGUGAUUUAUGAUAUUCUGGCCUGUGUUUAUUAAAAAAUACAAUAAAACUUGUUUUACUUUCUCAUGUAAAUAAUUGUUUGCUAUCUUUUAAGGGAAAUGUUCUUUGAGGUUUUUUUUGUAACUGGCCUCUUUGAGAAUUUUCCCACUGUUCUGAAAAUUUAAUGGAAAUAGUAAUUAAUAUGUAAUGAAUUGUUUGAAUAUGUACUUUUUUAUAUCAUGUUUAAACUAAAUAGACAACAUUUUCUAAUGUUAACAUGAGGUCUUUAUCUCCAUAUUAACUUCCAUAAUUUUUCAAUAAUUGAUUAUUUCAAAUAGUGAUUUGAAUAGUAUAAAUUGAUGCGAAGAAAUAAAUCUUAUUAACCAUA